Molecule: messenger RNA, 441 nt
Organism: Cylicocyclus nassatus
Lineage: Eukaryota; Metazoa; Nematoda; Chromadorea; Rhabditida; Strongylidae
Source: the annotation of a GenBank genome assembly
AUGGAAACUUUUCAGAUUCAAACUUAUUACUCUUCAACAACUUCAAGAAAUGACACGCUGUCAGGGAGGUAUCAACUCGAGGAAAACUUGUGGACUAUUCGAGCGCUUAGAGCCUACGUUUAUUUAAACGCAACAAUCACAGCUGCGUACAUGAUUGCUCUAAUGAUUAUUCUCUUCACAAACGAACUGUACUCGAGGUCAACUUAUUACUCGCUAAUUGAAGGUUUUAACGCUAUAUAUGUAUAUGCAUUGGCACUACCUUUAGUGUUGUGGUACCAUCGUAAAGAUGUGAAACGUCAGAUACGUAUAGCUAUUCGUCGUGACAUCUCCACCAGUGCCAAUCAAGUUUUCAAGGAUCUUCAGUCCCAUUGGGAUUCAUAUACCACCGAACCUAAGACUAAGACCAGCGUUGCAGCUGUUCAAUACAUUGAUCAUAGAUGA